Ricinus communis (castor bean) is the source of this 1408-nucleotide messenger RNA. Its product is annotated as VQ motif-containing protein 19. Bases 494 to 1255 code for a protein of 253 amino acids. The record is from RefSeq and is a predicted model, not a curated record. The transcript has a single exon. Lineage: Eukaryota; Viridiplantae; Streptophyta; Magnoliopsida; Malpighiales; Euphorbiaceae.
CAAAAAAGAAAUUCCAAACACACCCAAACCCAAUGCCCUUCCAUUCUUCAUAAAUAAUCCCAAUACAGUUUUUUUUUUUUUUUAUUAAGUUUUCUUUUAGCCUAUUUGCAUUCCUCCUAGCCAGUCAGUCACACCCAAUAAUAAGUAUACAAAUUCAAUUGUGAGAGAGAGACAGAUGCCCCAAAACAUAGAUAAAAAGAAAAAGAGUGACACACUAUAGAAAUAUGUUUUUUGGGGCACAAGUACAACAAAACAAACACAAAUAUAAUAAUAAUAAUUAAGCAUUACCCUUUACCCUCUCUCUCUCUUUCUCUUUUUCCUCCUCUUCAUUCCUCAUCAAAGCCUUGUUUUUCACUCCUCCAUCAACACCCAACAACACCCAAAAGCAAAAAAGAAAAAGAAAAUUUGAAAAGUUCAUAUCUUUGUUUCUUGCUCUCUCUGUUUCUUUGUGGUGGUAGUGAAGGAAAGAAAAGGUCUUAGCUAUAGGGAAGCAAUGGAAACUACAACAAGAAUUCAAGAAAAUAGAAACCCAUCUCCAAUAAACUCUCCACACAGCAAUGGAAGCAGCAGCAGCAACAACAAUAACAGUAAUGGGGUCCAAUUAAUUCACACCCCACCACUCACUCCAAUACCCAUAUCCAGAUCUGACUCUACUAACCCUUACCCAACAACCUUUGUCCAAGCAGACACUUCUACUUUCAAACAAGUUGUUCAAAUGCUCACUGGCUCAACUGAGACAGCAAAACAAGCUUCAAGGACACCUCAAGAUCCACCACUGACACCCACUUCUUCUUCCUCAACAGCAACAGCCACAACAAGGAACUUCACAAUCCCACCUAUCAAAACCACUCCAAAGAAACAACAGCAGCAAAACAACAGUUUCAAGCUCUAUGAGAGAAGAAACAAUUACAACCUUAAGAACAGUCUCAUGAUCAACACUUUAUUGCCUAGUUUUGGUAAUAAUAAUAACAGCAACACUAACAAUUUCUCCCCAAGAAACAACAAGCAAGAGAUCUUGUCUCCAAGUUUGCUCGACUUCCCUAAGUUGACACUUAGUCCAGUUACUCCAUUGAAUAUUGAAGACCCUUUUAACAAGAGCUCUCCAUCUUUAGGAAAUUCAUCUUCAGAGGAAGAAAGAGCUAUUGCAGAGAAAGGGUUUUACUUGCAUCCAUCUCCUAUUUCUACUCCUAGAGAUUCUGAGCCUCAACUGUUGCCACUUUUUCCUGUUACCUCACCAAAAGUUUCAGGUUCUUGAUUUUCUUCAGGAUAAUAUAUAUGGAUAUUGUUGUGUUUUGGAUGGUUUUGAGAGGUUGAGAGAGGCAAAGAUAUUUGGUUUUUAACUGUACAAUUUGAUCUCUCUUUCUUUUCAUUAUAUAUAUUAUAUAUAUAUAUGGUAAAGUCUUUUUUA